AUGCAGCUGCGCUGGAGCAGCCACCUGGUGCGCAUGGACGACGAGCGACUACCCAAACGACUCUUCUACGGAGACGUCGCGACGGGUUCUCGUCGUCAAGGAGGCCAAAUUCGCCGUUGCGAGGAUACCUUGAAGUCCUCCCUGAAGCGCCUGCAAAUCAACCCGACCAACUGGGAAGAGCUCGCCCGCGAUCGUCCGACAUGGAGGAGAACAGUGAAGACGGGCGCUGCUAUCUACGAAGCCAACCGCAUCGCUGCCGCCAAAGCGAAACGCGAAGCCCGCAACUCACAAUCUCGCCCAGUCCGCAACGCCGCCGCACAACCGCUCCCUACGUGUCCUCGAUGUCACCGGACAUUCCGGGCACGAAUCGGACUUGUUGGACAUCUUCGGAUCAACUGCACCUCUCGAACUGCUCCAGCCAUCGUCCCCCCGCCCGCCUCUUCCUCGUCCUCUCUGCCGCCAACUAACUCUGACACUCCUUCUGAACCACCACUUCCAUCCUCGUCGUCCUCCUCCUCCUCCUCCUCCUCCUCCUCUUCCUCCCUCUCCACUGCCCCAGCGGCGGCCGUUCAGACUGCCGUCUCACACAUCACCAACCCCAACACAACAACCGCCACCACCCGCACCUCCCCCGAUCCCAGUGAUGAGGAUCAGGACUGCACCUGCCCUCACUGCGACCGCACCUUCACCUCUCGCAUCGGCCUGGUCGGUCACUUGCGAAUCCAUCGCACAGAGACUGGCGAACCAGUGCCUGGAGCACCAACCUACACUCACCGCACUCGCCUCCACUGCCCACAAUGCCCUCGCACCUUCACGCAUCGCAUGGGUCUAUUCGGCCACAUGCGCAUCCACGAGAGCGGAAUUGACCGCAGCCUUGACACACCCACCCCGCCGAGCCCCACUCCCAAUCCACCACCUUGUGCACCCACUAACCACUCCCCAGCCGACAUCGACGCCACCGACCUUACCACCCCUCACUCCUCCCCUUCCUACUCCUCUUCUUCCUUCACUGCCACAACGACGGCCGCUUCGGCGUCUGUCGCCCACGACUUCACCACAGCCGAACCUGGCACAAUAACAGGCACAAGCCCUGCAACCUCCAUCAUCAGACGUGAGGGCCAGGGCUACAUCUGCCCUCACUGCGAUCGCACCUCCACUUCACACAUCGGCCUGGUCGGGCACUUGCGAAUCCAUCGCACAGAGACCGGCGAACCAGUGCCUGGAGCACCAACCUACACCCACCGCACUCGCCUCCACUGUCCACACUGCCCUCGCACCUUCACGCAUCGCAUGGGUCUAUUCGGUCACAUGCGCAUCCACGAGAGCGGAAUUGACCACAAUUCCGAUACAGCCACGACGUCCAACACAUCCACCACGCCCAGACCCAUCCUCGCUCCACCGUCACACGCGCCGACCACCACCAACACCACUGCUUCCUCUACAGUUGACACCGACACCGCCGACCUCUCAUGCCCACAUUGUCCACGCACCUUCACCUCACGCAUCGGCCUGGUCGGUCACUUGCGAAUUCAUCGCACAGAGAUUGGCGAACCAGUGCCCGGAGCACCAACCUACACCCACCGCACUCGCCUCCACUGCCUACACUGCCCUCGCACCUUCACGCAUCGCAUGGGUCUAUUCGGCCACAUGCGCAUCCACGACGACCUGCGGUAG
Molecule: messenger RNA, 1674 nt
Organism: Spirometra erinaceieuropaei
Lineage: Eukaryota; Metazoa; Platyhelminthes; Cestoda; Diphyllobothriidea; Diphyllobothriidae
Source: the annotation of a GenBank genome assembly